UUAUCUGUAUUUUGCGUCUGCUCGUUGAUCAGAUAUUUUGUGAAUUAAAUAAUUUAUUAGUAUUGCAUCUCUCCAAAUUUUAUAAUAUUUUCUAAUAUGCAAAAGUGACUAUGAACUUGUGUCUUAGAAGAUCAAGUUAAUAUAUUAUUUAUUCAAAACUAUUUUUCAAUAUUGGUAAAUUUAAUGUUGUUGUGGCAUAGAAAUUAGGAUCUAUUGUCAAACUGUCAUCAAUCAUCCCUGAAGCCCUCUGGAUGGUUGUGACCUGUGAUUUGUGUUGAUCUAAAUAUUUGAUUUUUAUUAACACUUUCUAAGUGUAAAUUGAAGUUUUGUGGUAAACAUGAAGAAGUAACGCAAAGCAAUAUAAAAAAACUAUUAAUUUGAUGUUAUUAUGAUACGCCGCAUGUUUAUUUAGUGUCAACUAAUUGAGAAGUAUCGAUUUUCGUAGUGAUUGUAUAAUUUCGGCUAUUUGUUCAGACAACAAUGGACGUUGACGAUUCGGCUGUCGACCUGAGUGUGAGCAGGUCAUUGCCACCAGAAUUGAGCGAGUUAAGAGCUUUAACAGCUAGCGGGCUUACUAUAACACCUGCCCAACCCCCUCCACAUAUUGAGAGAGGUGCCAGUGGAAAACGAGUGCUUCGUCCUCGCUCAGAGACACGUAGUUACGCGGAGAGCCCUGACAUUGUGCUGUUACCAGCUGUGCCUCCACAUAGGAAGCCCACGUUAGCACCACCAACUCCGGCGCCAUUCACAGGUAACAAGUAUGUGAGCAGCAAACUGAACUCGGCGCCCGUGAACGUGUCCAUAACAGCGAGCUCUGUGCCGCCGCCUAUAGAGUCUCCGAGGGACCCGAGGGAUGAUGAGGAGUCGGAGGAGGAAAACGAACCUCCUUUACCCAUUGCAGGGCAUAGAGAAUUAUCAAGUGCCGAAAUAUGGGAACGCGAUCGUCGUCUACGCGCGUUGAGAGAGAAAUUGCGUGCCGAAGAAACCAGACUUGUGCUCUUGAGAAAGCUGAGGCAGUCGCAGCAGGCAACCAGCUUGCCACCUGUUAAGGAGUCAUCAACUGGUACAGCACUAGCAGGCAGUGGGUGUGUGGUGCCACCCGGAGUCACUGUGACCCCAGCACCGCCUCCAGCCCACCAGCAGGGCAAGCGCUCAAACAACAGCAACACAGCAAGCAGUACAAGCGCUGUUAGCAAUGUAUCCCGCAGGACAGCCAGCUUGCCGGGUGGGGCUACACUCACACCAGGGCCCUAUCGCACUCAGUCGUCAUCGAGUGGCGGUGCGAGCAUCACCCCUUCUGUUACGAUCACGCCGGCUCCGCCGCCCGCGUCGCAACUUGCAGCCACUAAGCCCACUCAGGACAACUCCUCCGUGACGAGUAGCACAAGCGAUGCAGCGAGCCGCAGCUCGGAGGACACGCAGACACCGGCGCAACGCCAGGCGGCCGCCAAGUUGGCGCUUAGAAAGCAACUCGAAAAGACACUGCUGCAGAUCCCGCCACCCAAGCCGCCGCCGCCGGAAAUGAACUUCAUCCCGUCGCCUAGCAACACAGACUUUGUGUACUUAGUGGGGCUGGAGCACGUGGUCGACUACCUCACUAAUGAAGAUCGGUUCCCGCGCUCGUCGGUGCCGGCGGUGUGCGCGCAGUGCGGCUGCGACUUCACGCCGGUGUGGCGCUGGGAGCGCGCGCCGGCGCGCCGCCAGGACGCCACGUUCGCGCCCGCGCCCGCGCCGCCCGCCGCGCGCCGCCUCUGCGAGCUCUGCGUCUCCGGGAACGUGAAGCGCGCGCUCAAGGCGGAGCACACGGCGCGGUUGAAGACGGCGUUCGUACGCGCUCUACAACAGGAGCAGGAGAUAGAGCGGCGCCUCGCCGCGCCCUCCGCGUCCCCGCCGCCCGCACCGCCCGCGCCGCCGCCGGCGCACUCGCACUCGCACUCGGCGCGCGCUUCACAGCCGUCGCUAUCCCGUCUGUCCCGUGGCUCGGGCGCUCCCACACCGCCAGCUGCGUCUGCGCCGCCCGCUAAGCCUUCACCUCAACCCAACAGCCGCAGCUCGUCGGAGUCGCUGCGCGGACACCACGGCGAGCGCGCGCGCGACGCGGACGUGCCCGCCAAGAAAGGUAAAGCUUCAUCGUCGAGCAGCAACAGCCAAGGCGGCAGCAGCAGCAGCAAGCAACACCAGCAGCUGGCAGCGGCGGCCGCGGCGCAGAUGGCGUUCGAACAGCACAGCGCUGCCGCCAUGCAGGCCUUGCAGCAUCAGCUGUUGAGAGGUCUGAGUGGCGCAGGCGGCGUGGGCGGUGUGGGCGGCGUGGGUGGCGGCGGCGGCGUGUCGCCCGCGGCCGCGGCCGCCGCCAUGAUGCAGUUCUCGCCGCUGCUCUACACCUACCAGCUCGCCAUGGCGCAGGCCAGCGCGCUCAAGCGAUCUGGCAAGGGCAACAGCAGCAGCGCGGCGAUGGCGGCGGAGAUGCAGCGCGUGGCGGACGCGCAGCGGCAGUACCUGCUCGACAUGAUACCGGGCCAGCACGCGCGCAACCCCUGGACCAAGAACUGAGCGCCACGCUACGGAUCCAUCGAAUCUUCGUUAAGCAUUUGAGUAGAAUUCGAUCUUUUAUUUUACAAUAAGCUAGAUAGUUAUCGCUUAGAUAAGCGUAGAUUAGACAUUAAGCAAUGUGUUGUGGGUGCGGGGAGAUAUAUAAGGGUUAAGCGUAGUCUACACGAGGAUAGGUUUAAUGAUUUAAAAAAAAUAUGAUAAAUAAUCAUUUUUAAUGUAUGCAAUUAAAUGUACCAGCUUUGCCGGAGAUCUUGUUCGCGUGGGAGUCUAUGAAAUGCGUUUUUUCUCGCGUAUUAUGUAAUUUUUUUCGUUUUUGCUCCACUCGUAUCGGUCGUAGCGUAAUGUUUAUAUAGCUUAUAGCCUUCAACACGCACCAAUGGUUCUCGAGAUUAGCGCGUUCAAUCAAACAAUUUCUUCAAUUAAAUAAUUGUGACCUGUGUGUUUGUCAAACUGUUAAUUUUGAGUCAAAUAGGAUUGUUUUAGGUGCACCCAUGAAUUUAUUGAUUUUCUUAUUUUCAAAGGAAAGGAAAAUAUUAAAUUAACCUUCAGUUGUAAAAAAGCAUUUAAAUUGAAUUUUAUGUUCUAUUUAUAAACUAACAUUUUUAAACACUAUCAAAAGUAAGAUUAAUUAGAUGCUUACGUGUAUUUUAUUAUUUUUAAAGAUCGCAUUGUUAAUUUUAAAUAUACGGCGUAGAUUUAUAAUUCUAAAAAAAAAAUCUGAUAAAGUAAUGCUAAUACAAAAUUAAAUGUAAUGUGAAAGGAAUGAGCUAACACUUUUAAAUAUAUUUUGUAUUAUAUAAAGCUCGUGUAGAUUUCGCUAAAGAUCGUUUGUGCUACAAACACCAUCGCUGGCACAAGUCAAAUACGUAAUUAAAGGAAAUAGAUAAGAAUGAUCACAGACAUUGACGGCGCGAAGAAUGUACUUUGUCAUUUUUUAUGUGGAUUUUAAAUAAAUAAUUACAUGC
Molecule: messenger RNA, 3515 nt
Organism: Zerene cesonia (dogface butterfly)
Lineage: Eukaryota; Metazoa; Arthropoda; Insecta; Lepidoptera; Pieridae
Gene: simj
Product: transcriptional repressor p66-alpha
Exons: 21
Coding region: 481-2550 (689 amino acids)
Biological process (GO): negative regulation of transcription by RNA polymerase II
Cellular component (GO): NuRD complex
Source: RefSeq, a predicted model, not a curated record